AUGGCCUCGGCGACAUAUCAGAGCCUCACGCUGGCCCUGCUGGUGCUGUGUAGCGUUACGAGCCCCAUCGAGAGCCGCUACCGGGAAAAGGACGGCAAGAAGGGAAAGUCAUCGCCCCUGAACCUCCCGCCGAUAGUGGUCCCGUCGCCGCUGAUGAACCUCUGCUCGGGCGACCGGGAGAUGAAGCUCGUCUGCCACUGCUCGCCGGACGAUCCGCACGUGAAGGCCCAGAAGGCGAACUGUUGGAUAUUCAGUAAGGAGUUACCGCGCAAGGACGCGAACUGGCUGGCGUUCCAAACGCAAUCGACCUUGGAGCAGCUCAAGAUCACGGUGCAGAAGAUCGGCAACCUGGCGUACAUUCCGUCGGAUGUGCUGCACACGCUCAAGUAUCUGAAGCAGCUGACGAUCGAGUACGGGGUCAUACCGGACCUGCAGAACUACGCCUUCGGUAACCUGACCGAGCUGCGGAACGUGACGCUGCACAAGAACCAGAUUCGGCUCGUGCACCCGUUCGCCUUCGCCAACCACCCGUACCUGGAGGAGAUCAAUCUGGAGCGCAAUGAGAUCAUCGAGCUGGACAAGGAAGCGCUGGUGCACCUGCCCGCGCUGAAGCGGCUCAAUCUGGACUUUAACAAUCUGACCCUGCUGCACGACGAUGUGUUCGUGUACCUGACCAGCCUGGACGAGCUGAAGCUAGAAUCGAACCAGAUUUCGGUGCUGACACGCGAGAUUUUCAAAGGGCUGGGCAACCUGCGGAUACUGAAGCUCACCGCCAACAGUUUGACUUUCAUCGGUGACACGAUCUUCGCCGAGCUCUGGAGCCUCCAGGAGCUUGACCUUGACCACAACCAGAUCGAGAAACUGUCGGCCCGGGCGUUCGAUGGACUGAACAACCUGCGAAAGCUGAACCUGGAAAACAAUCGGCUGAAGCGGUUGGAGCGUGGCAUCUUUACCGGCGUCCCGGCCGUGCUCAAUCUGAACCUAAACUCCAAUCAGCUGGAAACGAUUACGUACAACAACUUCCUCCCGCUGAUGGACAACCUUGUCAACAGUACGGCCAUUCUGCACCUUAAAGACAACCGGUUCGUCUGCGACUGCCGACUCCUGUGGCUGUUUGAUCUGCGGAACAACACCAAAAACGAUGUGCUGCGACAGGCGCUCCAGCAGAUCGAAUGCCUGCACGACUUCAAGGGAACCUCCGUGUACGGCCUUCCGCUGCCGAACCACCUGCUGAAGGAGUACGGCCGCGAGCUCGUUCCCGCCACGGACACGGACUACUACGACGAAACCGGACACCGGCUGCAGAAGCCACCGCAGGUGGCGGUACAGAAGAAGUUCAGCUCAGCCCGAUCGGCUAGCGAUGAGCGAGCGGCCGUGGCUGCUGGUCAGCUAGAGAAGCCCGCCACCUUGAUGGGUCCCCAGACCGUGACGUUGAUGAGCCUACGGAAGGACACCAUCAUGCCGUGCCCGAAGGAGCUGGACGAGCCCACGGAGCUGCCGCUGUCGCGCGAAUCCAUCGGCCUCGAUAUGGGCUGGCGGUCGUCGGUGACGGCCACCAGUGCCACCGGGCGGUUGGGUGGCGGCAGUGCGGCACUGCUCGUCGGUACGCUCCUGUUCUUCGCCUUCUCUCCCCAGUGUUAG
Molecule: messenger RNA, 1641 nt
Organism: Anopheles cruzii
Lineage: Eukaryota; Metazoa; Arthropoda; Insecta; Diptera; Culicidae
Product: connectin-like
Exons: 3
Coding region: 1-1641 (546 amino acids)
Molecular function (GO): protein binding
Source: RefSeq, a predicted model, not a curated record